This is a messenger RNA of Apus apus (common swift), 1862 nucleotides long. RefSeq names its product TAFA chemokine like family member 1 (gene TAFA1). Bases 397 to 834 code for a protein of 145 amino acids. The record is from RefSeq and is a predicted model, not a curated record. NCBI's taxonomy places the organism in Eukaryota, Metazoa, Chordata, Aves, Apodiformes, Apodidae. Gene Ontology annotation, biological process: neuroblast differentiation; regulation of neuroblast proliferation. The transcript has 9 exons. Gene Ontology annotation, molecular function: receptor ligand activity.
GGCGCUGCGGGGCCCGGCGGGGCCGUGCGGGGCAGGGAACUAGUAAAUUAACCCAAGCUAAUAAGCCCUCAUAAGUCCUGCUGGGAUCCAGCUGACUCUUCAUAGGCACUUUAACCUGAACUCCACAAAAUACCUCAGUUCCUUCUUCAUCCACAGUAGAGAUCAACUCCCAGUGGCCCCCAUUGCUGACCAGAUGAAACUACAAGAACUGAGCAUGAUGAACAAAGGGUUAGAUGCAAGGAGAAAUUAACUGCAUACCACUUGCUGAAGACCGGUCCCUACUGCUGAGUGUAACAGGCAAAACAUUGUCAGGGUGCAGUUCAAGAACAAUGGCGUGGAAAAACUAUAAGAAGCAGAAUCUUUGCCUGCCAAACACAGUAACUGUGAAGACUGGACAUGCCUGUAACAAGGAAUAGCAGCACCUUAAAGAGAAUGGCAGUGGUCUCUGCAAUGUCCUGGGUCCUGUGUUUGUGGAUAAGUGCCUGUGCAAUGCUGCUCUGUCAGGGGUCCCUCCAUCACACUUUCCAGCAGCAUCACCUGCACAGACCAGAAGGAGGAACAUGUGAAGUUAUAGCAGCACACAGAUGCUGUAAUAAGAAUCGAAUUGAGGAAAGAUCACAGACAGUAAAAUGCUCCUGUCUACCUGGGAAAGUGGCUGGGACUACAAGAAACAGACCUUCCUGUGUUGAUGCCUCAAUAGUGAUUGGAAAAUGGUGGUGUGAGAUGGAGCCCUGCCUAGAAGGAGAGGAAUGUAAGACUUUGCCUGACAAUUCUGGAUGGAUGUGUGCCACUGGCAAUAAAAUCAAGACCACCAGAAUCCACCCAAGGACCUAACAGAGUCUGCAUGGAGGCAGUGAGAGCCCUGCUGAUUUAUGAGGACAAAGUACUGGAAAUUUAAAACCAUCUCAGCAUUUACAAGCCAAAUGGAUUUCUUAUUUGCACUUUGACUAUUUACCAGAUAACAACAGUGGCUUUACUGUGUGAAAGGAAGUAUUCAGUGGAAGUAAUGCCCCUGAUUUUUGACAGCUGAAAAUGAAAAGGAAGAAAAUUGUUCUUUUGGUAAAGUUUCCAAGAUUGCAAAGUACAAACAGCAGUACAAGUUUGGAUCUACAAUUUACUUUAUACCAGUUUAAGUAUAUAUAUAUAUAUAUAUCAAAUAUAAAAUAUGAUAUUUUGAAAUAACAGCCUAUCUCUUCAAGAAACUCAAUAGUACCACACUUUUCUGCAGCUGCUGUAAUACUACUUUUUUUCUUUUUUGUAAUGGUCUGGAAGAUUCCUACCUGUUUCAGAGAGCAAAGUGGCAGUGAAGAGGCCAAGCAAACCCACUGCAGUACAAGGACGUCUAAGAGCUACACGAAUCCUACCCAUGUGGCAUCCAGAGCUUCCUGUUCCCUUCAACAGAAUUUCAAGGGCAUUUGUUGUUCCACUUUGUGUUCUGGAGGCUUUUCCCCUUGUGCAAUACUAGCAUGCUGGCUUUGCAUCAUGAACCAUCCUCGACUGACAUGUAACAAUGAUCAUUCUAUUCUCUUCCGAGCAAAUAUUUUUAGAGCUGUUAGAUAUUCCGUGAAGAAGAGAUGGACAACUACUGAGUGAAGUACAGUAUGUAUUAAAAGUUGAUUUGGCAGAGUUUGGUAGACUGUGAGCUCCCUUAUUAAAGAUGUACUGUAUAUACAUUGCAUUCAGACUUUGUAUAGCUCGUAGAGACUACAGUAAAAUCCCAGUAACCAACUCCAAAGCUUUGCCUUGGUGGCUCACUAGUUCUUUGCUCAAUGACAAAGCUGUUUCUUUCCAGCCCAACAUCUGAUCGCUCUUACAUACAGUUGGGUUUGUUUUGUUGGGUUUUUUUAUGGGCCCAUUUGCAA